This is a messenger RNA of Cylindrotheca closterium, 1101 nucleotides long. The record is from the annotation of a GenBank genome assembly. NCBI's taxonomy places the organism in Eukaryota, Bacillariophyta, Bacillariophyceae, Bacillariales, Bacillariaceae.
AUGUUGAAACUUACAAUGAUCCCACGAAAGAGGACGAAGCGUAUGCGUGCAUACCAGGGGAAACCACGGCAGCAAAUGUCUCAAAUGGAAGUAGAACAGCGACAUAAGGAGCAAAAGGAUAUGUUGGCUGAUAACUUAUACGCUCUCAUUCAUCAAGAGAGCUCGGGGAGAUACAACUGUGUCGACUAUCUUGCUUUUACUUCAUGGCAUCGCAGCGUAUACGACUUGCUGAAGAAAGAUCGAUUCUCUCCAUCACAACGAGGGGAAUCAAGAAUUGAUGAGUACUGCCGCGAACAAAUAGUGGAGUGGUCCUUCAGAGUUGUUGACUACUUUCGAAUUGAUCGUGAAGUUGUAGCAGUUUCUCUGUCGAUGUUGGAUCGCUUCUUGGCCACUUGCAAGUGUGACCGUUCUACCUUCAAGCUUGCCGCCACCACAACGCUACAACUGGCUGUCAAGUUGCUUCACCCUUGCAGACUCGGUGAUCUCGGAAUCCUGAGUGACUUGUCCCGAGGGGAAUUCGACAUGUCCGAUGUCAGAGACAUGGAAAACCACAUCCUCAAGUCUCUUGGAUGGUCUCUUCACCCACCAACCACGGUUGCCUUUUCAACCCUCCUCUUGGACUAUGUGUUUGCUGAUCGUGAUGUAAGCAUGACAUGCGCAGACAUCGACGACCUGCAUGACAUCUCUUCCUUCUUCACCGAACUUGCGCUUUGUGAUUACUUCUUUGUCACUAUGCGCCCCAGUGCUGUUGCUCUUGCCUGCAUCUUGAAUGCACUUGAGGGUAUGUACGGAGAGCGAAACCGCUUCUCUGCACACAUUUUGGCUGUAGCACGCUCGCUCAAUCUAUACACCAAUCAAGAUUUGACUGCAGCUUGCCACCGCCUGUGGGAGCUUUACGAAAGAAGUGAGGAGUGUGCUCUUCACAAUGGAUUCGCAGCACCAAUGGAAGAUGAAAAGAACGCAGGGACUGUCGGUAGUUAUGUCAACAAGGCAACCUCUCAAGAUAUGGUCAUGGAGAUUGCCUCCACAUCUCCAGUCUCAGUCGUAACCAAACAAUGCCCAAUCGCUACGGAUGAUAUUAUGUCUGACGUGCAGGCAUAG